Molecule: messenger RNA, 3742 nt
Organism: Chara braunii
Lineage: Eukaryota; Viridiplantae; Streptophyta; Charophyceae; Charales; Characeae
Source: the annotation of a GenBank genome assembly
CGACGCUCCCCCGAGUAUGAGCGGAGGGAAACCAUGGCGGAUAGGCACAGGGACGACUGGCGAGAGAGUUCGAGGGAUUCUUAUUGGAGGGACAGAGAUAGAGAUAGAGCACCACCGCGACGUGUCUUCGACCCCCAAACGGGGGAAUCGCACCCGCUCCCAUACGAGAGCAAGGAUCGCUAUAUUAUUACACACAAGGCCUCAAAGCCUCCUACUUUCAGGGUCUAUGGCAUUACAGAAUAUCUGGAGAAGUGGGAGCUUCACGCCAGCCGGAGUCAGUGGUCGGAGGAAGAGAUUAUAGAGAACUUUCUGUUUAAUGUGGACCCAAGUCUCGGUAAGGAAGUUAAGGAAGCUCGACCGAAGGAUGGGAAAUGGACUACGUACAAGAAGAACCUCGUUGAGCUUUACAAAUUUGAGGAUAACAAGUACUCCAUCAAAGACCUUGAGACGAUGACUCAAGAUGAAGAUGAGAGCAUACGGGCAUUUGGGAUGCGUUUCCAGAAGAUCUCCGACGUGCUGAUGAAGAAGGGGAAGAUCUCAGAGGUCGAGCGUUGUACUAUCUUCAUCGGACACCUGUCCAAAGGUAGACAAAAGAGUAUACUUAGAGAUCUUCCGUGCGACAAGCUUGACUUCCCAGAAGUCCUAAAGCUCGCGAUAAAGGUAGAGGCAGACGACUUCAAGGACUUGGUGUGGAGAGGGAUGAGAAGACGUGACUUUUCUCUCUACAAGGAGUAUGUCACUGAUAGAUGUCCUGAUUUUAAGGACCAUCCCUGGUCGGAGAAGAAUGAAGCCGUGGUCGAGGAAGUGAAGGAGAUAAGGGACAUGGUAAGGGGAUUGACAAGACAGGUUACAGAGAUUGUGACCAGCAUAAGAGCCACGACUUACCGGGACAAACCCGGAGGGCCCUAUUCACUUCGCUGGGACCAUAGGAACACCGACGAGUCAUGGAGACGUAGGGAUGAUGAGAUAGACCAGGACCGCAGAGCUCGCGAGACGUAUGGGCGAGCUAGGAGGCUGGAUGAUUACUCGCGUAACCCUCGCUAUGAGGCCGAUCGGGGUAGAGGCGACUCUCAAGGCCGGUGGGAGUCAGAUCAGGGUCGACGAGACGGGUACAGGGACAACAGAUAUCAGAGAUCAGACCGGGAUGGAUAUAGGGAAGGAAGAUAUAAGAGGACGGAUCGAGAUGGAUACCGAGGUGGCGGAUAUGAGAGAGGAGAACGAGACGGGGACCGACGAGACAACUCGCACGGACGAGCAGCGAGAGGUUCGACCUCCAGAGGCACAGACGACAGGCCACCCACUCUCAGGAACUCUUGCGUCUACUGUAGAGGAGAUGAUCAUAUCAAGAGAGAUUGCCCGGACCUCAAACGGGCAAUAAAUGAGGGACUUGUCGUGCUUGACGACCGCAAGUACGUCAAGUGGGCAGAUGAUCUGGGAGAUGUGUCGAUGUUCCCUUCGAUGAAGGAGAAUAUCGAAGCAAGGAGAGUAAGGCCGAGUAAAGGAAAGGAGCCGGUCAGGAGUCAGAGCAUCAAGAUAACUUUUGAGGGGGAUAAGGCGACCACACCCAUAAGGGUGGCAGCCACCAAGUCGGCGAGGGGGUCUACAUCGAAAAAGACUGACACGGAUUACGUGAUGGCGGAGAAGGAGGGGCAGCGGAUCGAUGGAGAGGAGGUUAUUCUUUCGCCGCGAAAGCAGGGAGUGAAGAAGUUUUUGAUGAAGAGUUCGCUGGAUGAGAUUGACACGGUCGAGCCGCUGAGGCGGGCCCUUCGGCAGCCCAUGCAGUGCUCAAUUCUGGAGUACCUGGCGACAUCAAAGCCAACUCGCGACGAGUUACAGAUGAUCACGCGGAAGACUCGCAUACCUCUAUCGGAGGAGGUUCAGAUGACCCCUAAGGCGGAAGCUCCUACAGUAGCAGUAACGGGGGUGACUGCCAGAGCAGAUCGCAUGGCGACAGUCCUUCUUGAUGGGAUGGAAGGUGUGCCUCCAGACAAGUUUUACAUACUUGGUAGUGGGGCCGUGGAGGCGAUCAUAAAUGACGGAGCGGUACUAGAUGCUGUGAUCGAUAACGGCGGUGAGACUGUCAUUAUAGACGAGGAUCUGGCAGUGCAGGUUGGACUGGGCCUUGAUAGGUCCUACCUAUUCGAGAUAGAGACGGCUGAUGGGAGAAAGCAACAAAUCAUUGGGGUUUGUCACAAGGCAGCCCUAGAGGUCCAAGGGCUACGAGUGACCCUGCCUGUCUUUGCAGUCAAGAACUGCAGCUCCGAUCUGCUCUUGGGACGAACGUGGUUGAGCCACGUGCACGCGGUGACGAUAGAGCGACCGGAUGGGAGCCAGACAUUGUCCAUUAAGAAGCUAGAUGAAGCGCGGGUUAUGAUUGAGACAGUGGAGCCUCGGGACCCGAGGAACACAGCUGCUCUCGCUGUGGGUGCGAGACCCAGUGAUCAGAUUAAGUCAUUACCUAUCUCCGGCCACACAGUGCAAUUUCGCGAGAAGAAGUAUGAACCACUGCUCACGGAGGAAGAAGGUCGGAUCGUGAAAGUGGAAGAUUUAGGGAGUCGGAUGGUAGUGGACCGCAACUCGUACCCAAAGGAGACAGAUGAGGAAUUUGGCGGUGCGGACCUUCAGAAGGUCAACGCGGUGACGAUACGAGACGUGGGCUCCGUGCCACACGCCGACUUACUGGCCGAAGGCGCCGCUGGCAGGUCGAUUUAUUCGGUCUGUGAUCUGUUCUCAGGCUAUGAUGAGGUACCUCUUGAUCCUAGGGACAGACACCUCAUGGCUAUGCACACGCCAUUGGGACUGAUACAGAUGAUGGUUGUCCCUAUGGGUUGGACUAAUGGGGUAGUUGUUUUCCAGAGAGCCAUGGUAGCUGUCCUCAAGGACUUCAUCCCUGAUAAGGUUGAAGUUUUUCUGGAUGACUUUCCUAUAAAAGGGCCAGUAAACAAAGAUGAGACAGAGGUUGUACCAGGAGUUAGAAGAUUCGUCGAGAAGCCCCUAACAGAUAUUUGUGCGGUACUUGAGCAGCUGGACGAUGCGAAUUUAACGGCCAGCGGGACAAAGAGUCAAUGGGUCGUCUCGACUAUUAAGAUCUUGGGCUUUAUCUAUGACUCGAGAGGACGCCGAGCAGAUCCGGCGAAGUUAGACAAACUCCUGAACUGGUCGUCACCGUUACAUAGUCCAACUGAGGUCCGACAGUUUCUGGGAGUGAUCGGUUACUGUCGUAUAUUCAUACGAGGGUAUGCAGAGAAGGCUGAGCCAUUGAGGUUACUCCUUCGAAAGACUGAGAAAUUCUACUGGGAUUCCUCGCAGGGACUCGCUAUGCAAGAACUUAAAGACGAAUUUAAGGAGGGAGGACGCAUAUUGGGCGUGCCAUUCUUUGAUGAUGAGGCUGGGAGACCCUUCAUAGUAUCCACGGAUGCUGGACCUUGUUCAGUAGGUGGAUUGUUGUCUCAGAAGGACGCAGGAGGGAAGGAAAGACCAUUAAGAUUUGAGAGUAGAACACUUAAUACAGCUGAGCGUAAUCGGUCAAUUCAAGAAGGAAGUGUUAGCUGUUCUGCGGUGUCUAGACACGUUCAGACACUAUAUCUAUGGGUGACGGUUCAUCUUGAGAGUAGAUCCCACCGUGGUUGCCUCUGUCCUCCAGAAGGACUUUAGUCUGACGGACCCGACCAUCGCUCGAUGGUUAAUACGGAUUCGGCUAUAUGAUUACACAAUUGCGAGGAUAUCUGACACUAAAAAUGUC